Messenger RNA from Zingiber officinale, 1764 nucleotides. RefSeq names its product vacuole membrane protein KMS1-like. The transcript has 8 exons. The record is from RefSeq and is a predicted model, not a curated record. The coding region runs from base 229 to 1500 and encodes 423 amino acids. Lineage: Eukaryota; Viridiplantae; Streptophyta; Magnoliopsida; Zingiberales; Zingiberaceae.
UCUAAACGUAUCACGCCCCCACAAAACGGCCAUGCGGGACUAACUUCCUUUUCGCGAUGCUGUUGCUUUUAAUUCGAUUGCUGCUGGUGCGAGAUUCGGGCGCCUGCUGGUUUGCCUUGGCGAAUGCUGGCAUGGUCGCUCGCACCGAGCGAGUGCGAUCCUGAAGGGCGCGCACGGUUUGCGUGUGGGUUCUGGAGAUCGAGAUUUGAUCCUUAGGGUUUGGACGGAAUGGGCUCCGGGAAGGCCGUGGCGUCUCGCUUCGCCGUGGACUUGCACCCAUCAAUCAGAGAGCUUAAGGAGAAACAUCAAAGGGAUUUACAGAAUUUGACUUUGGCAACUCAACCAUUCAAGAUUUUGCAGCUAUUUGUGUUUGCUACACUAAAAUAUCUUAAACAGUGGCUUGUAUAUGUUUUAAAGAAAGGUGGUUGGAUUAUGGCUUUGACUUUCUUAUUAGCUGCUAUUGGUUUCAUUCUUGCAAAUGAUGAUAGCACCAGUGAGAAGCAUAUUCAAGAAUUACUUCGCUAUACAAGAUAUGUUUUGUGGUGGGUGACACUUGGUGUGGCAUCCUCGAUUGGGUUGGGAUCUGGUUUGCAUACAUUUGUCUUGUACUUGGGCCCCCAUAUUGCAUUUUUCACUAUCAAGGCUUUGAAGUGUGGUCGAGUAGAUCUCAAGACUGCUCCAUAUGAUACCAUACUGUUGAAAAGACGACCUUCGUGGCUUGAAAAGAAGUGUUCUGAGUUUGGACCACCAGUAUUUCCUUUAUCAUCUGGAACUUUAGUUAGGGUUCCAAUCAGCAACAUUCUCCCUCAUGUUCAGUUGGAAGCGGUUCUUUGGGGUUUGGGCACUGCUAUUGGAGAGCUUCCACCAUAUUUUAUCUCAAGAGCUGGUAAGUCACGCUUGUCUGGAAGCAAAAUGGAAAUGGAGGAACUGAGUGAAGCACCAUCAGAUGGGUUAAUUUCUGCUUCCCUGAGGCAAAUUAAGCGCUGGUUCUUCACUCAUUUCCAGCAUCUUAACUUUUUAACUGUUUUGAUACUUGCUUCAGUACCAAACCCUCUUUUUGAUCUUGCGGGUAUUAUGUGCGGGCAAUUUGGGAUCCCAUUUUGGAAAUUCUUCCUAGCAACCUUGAUUGGCAAGGCUUUGAUAAAGACUCAUAUUCAGACAGUAUUCAUUAUUUCUCUGUUCAAUAAUCAACUCUUGGAAUGGCUGGAGAAUGAGUUAAUACGGGUGGUUGGCCUUAUCCCUGGUUCUUCUUCUGCACUCCCUAGCCUGAUAGCCAAAUUACGGACGGCUCGGGAGAUGUAUUUGUCCAACCCCAUUCCCGAACCUUCUCUGCCUGAUGGAAUGGCACGGUGGUGGAACCUAUCAUUUACUAUGGUAUGGAAUACUGUGAUAUGGCUCAUGCUUGUGAACUUCUGUGUGAAAAUAGUUACUGCUACAGCAAUACGAUAUCUCAAGGAGGAGAAAGAAUUGGAGUUGACUAACAAGAAAAUGGCAUUAUGAGCAUAGAGUUGAAUCUUGCUACUCUUUACUAGUUUAUGAGCAUAGGUUCACUUUUCCACGUUAGAAGGAUACUAUUAUACAGGCUGGUAUUUGAUGGCAGGUUCUAUUUGCUCCCCUGCUCGAAAGUCAACCAGUUAUGCAUUCAGUUAGCGAGAACCUAGUUGUAAACGAAAAUUCUAAUUUUAACGAUUAUUUAUCCUUCAAGCAAGAGAUUGACCCUAGAGUUAUAGUUAUAUUUGAAUAAAAUUGCAACCUGUUCUUGUU